ACUCAAUCGUGUUUGCAAUCUCGUUGUGAAUAGAUCGAACUGUUGGAAAAGUAAAAACAAAAACAGAGUUCAAAAAUGCCGCUGCGCAAGAAAGAGGACUACAUACCCAUUAAGUGCGAGGGCUGGAACGGCAAGUUCGUGUAUCCGGAUGGAGCUGUCAAUAAUGUGUCCAAGAUACGUCGCCAGAACCAGAACGUAACCAAUACCAACAACUUCUACGGAUUCAACACGGAACCCAUUGUCCUGCCCACCGAAUGGGAUGGCACCUUCGUGAAGAGUGGCGAGACCCGCAUCAAACAGGAGCGCAAUCGAUCCGAUGACCAGGACUACUUUGAUUACAACACCGAGCCCACGGUACUGCCCACCACUUGGAGUGGCGAGUUCGUCAACGAUCCCAACGAUGUGCGCAUUAAGCCGGAACGCAACUUCUCGGAUGCCAGGGAUUAUGCAGAGGCAUCCCGAUUCAAACUGGUCCAGCACUGAGUGAGAUCCCGAUCCGCCCGUUUCAAUCAAACUAAUCCUGCAAAUGUUGCGUUUGUUUCGGUUUCGCAUUGUAAUUGUCGCCUAACCUAAGCGUUUGUUGUAUUUUAUUUUUUAUGAUAUUUAUUCGUAUACUUAAUAAACCAAAAAAAAAAAACAC
Messenger RNA from Drosophila melanogaster (fruit fly), 640 nucleotides. RefSeq lists its product as uncharacterized. NCBI's taxonomy places the organism in Eukaryota, Metazoa, Arthropoda, Insecta, Diptera, Drosophilidae. The transcript has a single exon. The coding region runs from base 76 to 483 and encodes 135 amino acids. The record is from RefSeq and is marked reviewed.